AGGCUUUGGGCCAAAGCCGCGCGCGCAGCGGCGCGCGGCGCGCGGCGCGCGAUGCCGUACGGGCGCGCUCGGGGGUUGGCCUGUUGCUGCCUGGCCUUCGGCGUCGUGCGCGCCGCGGCCGAGGUGCGCCUGAGUCCGGCACUGCAGGAGGCUGCCUCGCAGGCGGAGGCGGAGCGGGCGGUGCAAGGCAUCGCGGACAUGGACUGCUGGGAAAAACACGUCACUUACGAGCCGCUGGACAUGAAGGACGGCGCGGGGGCCAUCAACGUGACGAGGGAGCCCACGCCCCUAGCGUGCCAGCAGCGCUGCGAGCAGACCUCGGAGUGCAUGCACUUCGCGUACUGGGUGCCGCAGGGCGACUGCCACUUGCAGGAUGUGUUCGCCAUCCGCAACACGAAUCGGAUUGGCUUCGUUUCUGGGCCGCAGCGGUGCUACAGGGACGAUGAGGAUGCGCUAAGCCACGGCAUGGCCAGGCUGCGGUCCAAGGGGGUCGGGGACUACACCUUCGUGCCCGUCGAGUUCAGUUGCCUGGAGGUGAGCACGAUGUACAAUGGCUUCCGAAACGUGCAGCCCACGAGCUUCAACGUCACCCCCGCCAACCAGGACCCCCUGCAGGCGAUGAGCCGGUGUCAGCAGCUUUGCCGGGACACCGAGGGGUGCGCGCACUUCACCAUCGGUGCGCCCGGGCUCCAGUGCGCGCUCGCGGGUGCGAAAUCGGCCUCCGUUUUCCCUAUUUUCAGGCACGUGUCUGGCCCCCCCGACAACUGCACCGAGCUCUUGUACCAAAAGAUCGGCCGACCGACGCAGACCACCACAGCCGUGGCGAACAUGGACUUGGGGGGUGCCGCACCCGAACAGCGUGGGGCUAUACAAGCAGACGGGUCCGGCGCCCCCGUGUGGCUCUGGGCGGUCGUGGCCCUGGUCGGCUUGUGUUGCCUGGCCGCGGUGAUUGCAGCGGCCGGGAUGAGCUCUGCAAAGAACGACAGAAAGAAAAGGAGCAUCGAGCGCCUGGAGGACGAUUCGCGGCCGGAUUCUUUCAUGGUGGACAACUCUCUGUCAGAGGAUCCGCCGCCGCGCGAGGCCUCGGCGAGAUUCCCCGCGCAAGCGGCGGCCACACUGCGGGCGCCCAUGCAGGGCCCGCUGCGGCCGAUGCUGACGGCGCUCACCCAGUGGCCGUGGUCCCCGUGGGCGCCAGCCCAGCGGCAGUUUCGCUACACGGCGGUGCCUUCAGCCGAGAAGGUUAUGAACGGAUUCGACUCAAUCGACCUCAACCACGACGGUGUCAUCGAUCGGAACGAGUUCAACCAGGCGCUCGCGCGCAGCCAGCCGCGGGCCACCACGUACGCCAUCCCGCGGGCCGCCACCUACGCCCACCCGCGGGCCGCCACGUUUGUCGCCAGCCCGCGAGCUCCGCCCAUGGCGAGCGUGCAGGUGACCGGGCCCGACCUGAACCGCGACGGCAUCCCCGACGCCCUUCAGCAGGCUCCUGGACCGCUGGCGCAGGCGUUCUCGGUGUCGGCGCGCCCAAGGCAGCCGCCGCCGCAGCCGGCGAGGCUACUGUCGGCGCCGCACUUGCCGCACGCGCCGCAGGCGCCGGCGAGGCUGGUGUCGGCCAGCCCGCGGCCGCUGCCGCCGCCGCCCCACGGCGCGCGGCAGGCGCUGCCCCUGGCGGGCUCGCGGUUGCCGGCCGAGCCCGUAGCCAGAGGCGGCCUGCGCUGAAGGCCUUGGCGAUUGGGCGAGCAGGGCUCCGAAGCCACCGCUACCAGAUGUAAUUUGUGUCGACGGGCAAUGCCGCUGUCCUCGCACUGGCUUGUAUGCUUCGUGUCUUUCUCACGGCAGCGACAGCAGCUGCCCGUAUUCAGUUCCCACCGUGUUCGCGCGACAAAGGGCGCCAGUCUCAGGUAGGCAGACACGUGUAAGAAGUAUUCGAUUGUCGAACGAAGCUUUCGGCAGGCUGGCACGCACAAACAUUGUAUGUUUGGCGAACGGAAAAGGCCCAUGGUUGG
Prorocentrum cordatum is the source of this 2006-nucleotide messenger RNA. The record is from the annotation of a GenBank genome assembly. NCBI's taxonomy places the organism in Eukaryota, Dinophyceae, Prorocentrales, Prorocentraceae.